CUGGCGAGCUGUCGCGACGUGUCGGGUCGUUCGUAUGUAGCGUGCUGCGUGCAGCAGGCAGCGCCAGCGUGUCCUUGUGUUUCUCAGUCACAUCAGGCGGCAGCGUCCGGCUGCGAAAGCAGAGCCAUGCGCUGGUUCGGCGAAAGGAGCAAGUCGGUGGACGAAGGCGGCGGCGCGGCGGGCACCGGAGACGGCAUCUUCAGCAAACUGCACCUGCCGGUGUCGGGGUGCUGGCCGCCGCUGCCGUCCGCUGUGAAGCUGGACUCGCUGCUGACCUGCCCCUCCCUCAACCUCAACGUCAGCAUGCCCUCCUCGCUCAGGACACGCAAGGGGUGGUGCGGCUGUCUGCAGGAUGCCGAGCCGCCAGAGAUCACAUACUGCGUGGUGGAGCAGGCAGGCACGCUGUCGCUCACUCCAACCCAGCCCAUGCCUGCCCCAGAGGAGCUGAACGCCAAGUUUGCAGAGCUCGUGGAGGAGCUCGACCUGACGGCACCGAACAAGGCGGCGAUGCUGAGUUUGCCUCCGGAGAAGAAGUGGCAGAUAUACUGUAGCAAGAAGAAGGACCAGGAGGGAGAAACGGAUCUGUCUCACUUGCCGGAGCACUACAUAGAGCGCGUCAAGGCUCUCGCCAUGCUUCAAUUUCCAACAGUGGACGCAGACGAUGAGGUGCGGUCCCGCACGCGGCAGCUGGAUGCACUGAAGACAGCGCUGCGCACCCAGCCGCACAGCUUUGUACUGCGCUUUGUGGAACUGGAUGGUCUGCCCGCACUGCUCUCCUUCCUGGGGGGCAUGGACUACCAGACAGCACAGAGUUCUGUCCACACCUCACUCAUCGGCUGUGUCAAGGCGCUCAUGAACAAUUCGAACGGUAGAGCGCACGUACUGGCACAUCCCACAGCUAUUGACACGAUAGCGCAGAGCCUGAGCACAGAGAAUGUCAAGACAAAGAUUGCCGUGUUGGAGAUCCUUGGUGCUGUGUGCCUGGUGCCUGGUGGGCACCGCAAGGUGCUGCAGGCGAUGCUCCACUAUCAAGCGUAUGCAGCCGAGCGCACACGCUUCCAGGGCAUAGUGAAUGACUUGGACAGGAGCACAGGCAUAUACCGUGAUGAAGUGAACUUGAAGACAGCCAUAAUGUCAUUUGUGAAUGCCGUCCUCAACUACGGACCCGGCCAGGAAAACCUCGAGUUCCGUUUGCACCUGCGCUACGAGUUCCUCAUGCUCGGCAUCCAGCCAGUCAUUGACAAGCUCAGGGGCCACGAGAAUGAGACACUGGAUAGGCAUCUGGACUUCUUUGAGAUGGUUCGAAAUGAAGAUGAGAAAGAGUUGGCCAGGAAAUUUGAAAAGGAGCACAUAGACACAAAGAGUGCGACAGCAAUGUUUGACCUGCUACGUCGCAAGCUGAGCCACACGGCAGCUUAUCCCCACCUCCUGUCAUUGCUCCAUCACUGCAUUCUACUGCCAUUGGACUAUGGUUCCCAUCCACAACACUGGCUGCUGUUUGAUCGGAUAGUGCAGCAGCUGGUCCUCCAAGGGGAAAACAGCAACAACCCUGAUGUGGCUCCUCUCCAUAUCAACGUCAAAGAGCUGGUGCACUUGCUCGCAAAGGAAGAAGAGUUGGUGGCUGCAAGGAACAGAGCAGAUGAACUGGAGAAGGAAAAUGCAGAUCUCGCCUCACGGUUGGCUAAGAAGGAGCAGGAACUGGAUCUCCGACUGCAAGAAAAGGAAGACAUGGAGACAAACUUACAAAGAGUCAAGGAGAGGCUCGAGAAGGAGACGGCAGCCCACCUAGAGAUGAAGCAGCGCUGCUUGGAGCUGGAAGAUCGUGCCUGUGAGCUGGACCGACAGGUGGCCUCAGAGAGGGGGGAGAGGCAUCGCCUGGAACGGCUUGUCAGCUCAGGGUCGCUGCCAGAUGACGCCAAGGUGGUCGGGCUGCGCUCGGGACUCGGGGAUGGCUACGACAACCGACUCGCCCCGACGACGCCCCCUGAUGGCAGUGGCAGCCCUGCACCCCCACCGCCACCCCCACCUCCGUUGUCUGACACCCCAGAGCAGACACAGUGUCUCUCCUCCUCAGUUCCUCCCCCACCACCCCCUCAGGCUCCCCCAACUGCACCUCCGCCCGUACCUGUACCCCCUCCCACACCUCGGCCAGAGAAGAAUGUGCCACAGCCUUCCAACCCACUUAAGUCGUUCAAUUGGUCCAAGCUGCCAGAUGCCAAAGUCACGGGCACUAUCUGGUCGGAACUGGAUGACAGCAAGCUGUACAUGGCAAUGGACCUCGAGAGCAUAGACAAGCUUUUCUGUGCCUAUCAGAAGAAUGGGAUUACAAAUGAAGGCUCUGUAGAAGAUCUAUCAAAGCUGGGCAAGAACCGCACAAAAGUCAUCUCAGUAAUAGAUGGUAGACGUGCCCAGAAUUGCACCAUCUUACUGUCCAAGCUUAAAAUGUCAGACGAAGAAAUUUCUAGAGCCAUACUAAGCAUGGACAGCAGGGACCAGCUCCCAAUCGAUAUGGUGGAGCAGCUGCUCAAGUUCACGCCAUCAGCAGAAGAGGCUGCUCUGCUGGAAGAGCACGCAGAGGAGAUUGACAGCCUGGCACGAGCUGACCGCUUCCUGUACGAAAUAUCAAAGAUUGGCCACUACGAGCAGCGGCUAAGGAGCCUGCACUACAAGAAGCGCUUCACAACAUCGGUGUGCGAGCUGGAACCACGUGUGAGGGCAGUGCUGGAGGCCUCGCGGGAGGUAGCACGGUCGCGGCGCCUGCGGCGUCUGCUGGAAGUGGUGCUGGCAUUGGGCAACUACAUGAACCGCGGUGCACGUGGCAAUGCCCGUGGCUUCCGCCUGGCCUCCCUGAACAGGCUGGCCGACACACGGUCCAGUGCAGCUCGCGGCACUACCUUGCUGCACUACCUCGUGGAGGUGCUCGACAAGAAGUUCAAAGACAUUCUGAAACUGGAUGAAGACCUCCCUCAUGUAAGGGAAGCUGCAAAAGUGAGUAUGGGGGAACUCGAGAAGGACAUGUCGGCGCUGAGGGGAGGCCUGAAGGAGGUGGAGCGGGAGAUCGAGUUUCACCGAUCGCAGGCAUCUGUGGUGCCAGGAGACCGCUUCCUGCCCAUCAUGAGGGAGUUCCUGUCCUCUGCCACCUGCCGCUUCUCGGAACUCGAGGACCUCUUCCAGGAUAUGAAGACACGGUUUGAUCGGGCUGUCCGGCUAUUUGGAGAAGAUAAUGCUGCAUCAGUACAGCCAGACGAGUUCUUUGGUAUCUUUGAUGCCUUCCUGAAUGCAUUCAAUGAAGCUCAUCAGGACAAUGAGAAUCUCCGAAGACGGAGGGAGGAAGAAGAAAGGAGAGCAAUACAGGAAGCAGAAUUGAAAAAGCGCACAAUAGAACGCAAGAGCUCUCGGGAAAGCAUCCUAGCUCGAGUAGGUUCUUCACUCCGUAACGGCCUGAACAACGGCACUGUGCCCGGCCCUGAUGGCCGGAUUGCCAUAGGUCUGCGGCGCCGUGAGAGUGAUUCAGCAGCCAAGGGGGAGUUUGACGAUCUGAUAUCGGCCCUACGGACUGGAGAUGUCUUUAGUGACGAUGUUGCCAAAUUUAAGCGCAGCCGCAAGGCUCGAAUGAACGGAUCGCCUCCCGGAUCGUCUGUGGACGGUGGUCGAGAGAGAGUUGUGACUGCUGUAGGUGGCAACACGCGCCUUGGCCAGUAGGACCUACACGGCUGCCCUGUGAAGCGCAUACGGUCUCAGGAGAGGAAACAGGGAUCAACAUAAUCCAGCACAUGCCAUGGCAAUGGUUUUCCUGUCCAGAAUACUGUGGUGGAAAAUGGAUUGCUUCAUCAUACACUGUGUAAAGUCUGAAUUUUUAAACACAUCAUUUUUGAUUCCACAUUUUUUUUUUAUAGCCGACAACAAUUCAACUGAAACUGAAUGCUUUGCAUUAUAAUGUAAAGCUGGCCUAUCAUUUUGAAGAAUCAUACUAUAAUUUUUAAAUUCUGGAGCUGAAUCACAUGAAAAUGUUACCAAAUGUUCAGCUAACGACUCUUACUUCCUCGAUGCAUAACCAAAGAUGUGACUUAUUCGAAGUAGCUAGUUGUCCUUAUAUUAUAAUUAUGGAAACUGUAAUCCUAGUCUCCCUGAAUGUCUAGAUGCAAACAAAAUGUUGCUGCACUUUUGUGCAAUAAAGAAAUGAUGCUUUUUAGGUAGAGUGUGCGAAGAGUGUUAAAUUUCAGGCUUGUGGUAAGUUGUAAUAUUUUAUCACAAUGUCACGAAGCUUUGGAAUCUUUUACACUUUGGUACUGUACAUUUUAUACAAUAUUGAUUUUGGGGACCAGGAGAAAGUUUCACUGCAUUUUGUUUAGUUCGGGCCACUGCUGCGACCUGGCUGAAUGCCUUGCAUUGUCACACUGCCACUCGGGUCUCUCCAGCGCAGACUGACCCGUCUUUACCAACCAACUUCACUGAUCUUGUGGGAUUUCAAAGCAGAAACAGGGAAACAUUCAAAAUUUACAAGAGACUGUGUUUGUAGAAAUCAGUAUUUUUAAUCAUUUUCGUACAUACUUGUGAUGAAAUUUCCGUAUAUUUUGUAUGAAUAUAUAUUUCUCAAACUUUAAGACUGCCUUUAGUUUUAAGCCACUCUUGAAAGAAUUGUAUUGAAAUUCCAGCCUGUUGUCAAUCAAGGUAAAUUUAUACACUUGUUAGCAAAUCAGAUUAAUUUAUUGUUUCUAUAAAUAUGUAAUUUUGGUGUCUCAGCAGCUUCAUUAUUUUUACCAUAAUGAGAACUACAGAAAAUAAAAAAAAAAUAAAAAAUAAAGCAGAAACAGCUGACAUUACAGGGAAAACUGCUGAGUUGCUAAAAGGAGUGUUUAGAGAAACAAGUGCACAGAAUGUUGUUAGUAUCUUCACACUCUCUGUAUAAUAGUGUAAUUGUUUUGUAGAAGAAAUAUGUCUGUAUAUAUUGUUUACACAAAUGAAUUAUAAAUUACAGCUUACUUGAGCAUAAA
Schistocerca piceifrons (Central American locust) is the source of this 4994-nucleotide messenger RNA. It is a transcript of the gene DAAM, whose product is annotated as disheveled-associated activator of morphogenesis 1. The record is from RefSeq and is a predicted model, not a curated record. NCBI's taxonomy places the organism in Eukaryota, Metazoa, Arthropoda, Insecta, Orthoptera, Acrididae. Gene Ontology annotation, biological process: positive regulation of actin filament polymerization; actin cytoskeleton organization. The coding region runs from base 127 to 3702 and encodes 1191 amino acids. Gene Ontology annotation, molecular function: small GTPase binding; actin binding. The transcript is spliced from 22 exons.